AUGCUGCAGAGGGGCUCUUCUUCAGCUUUGCGCGCCGUUGCGCCCACUGUCACACGCCCCACCACUCAAAGCGUCCAGCGAUCCUUCUCUUCGACGCGGCUAACUUCCACUGAUGUCGACAAUGCAACUUUCGGCGAACAACACAUUGCAAAGGGCAUUGGGCGCCUCACGAAGCAUGUUUUCGAAGAAGGCAGGGGCACUUAUAUCACCACCGACAAAGGUGUCAAGCUGCUCGACAUGACAGCUGGGAUUGGCGUUGUGAACCUUGGCCACUGCCAUCCCAAAGUCAGCGCCGCUGCCGCCGCACAAUGCAGCAAGAUUACCCACGCCCAAGUCAACAUUGGAUUCAGCUCUGCGCAAAUUGCACUUCUCAAAGAGCUGAUCCCCAUCCUCCCUCAUAAAUCUCUUGACACAGUCUUUCUUUGGAACUCUGGGGCAGAGGCAGUUGAGGCAGCUGUGAAAUUGGCUCGCGGCGCUACGAAGAAACCCAACGUCAUCGUCAUGCAAGGCUCUUACCACGGCCGUACAAACGCCACGGCCUCAAUGACACGGUCCAAGACCAUCUACGGCGAGGGUCACGGACCAUUGAUGGGUGGUGUCUUUGCGACCGCGUUCCCUUACUAUAGCCAGUUUGGCGGCGCUACGCCAGACACUCCUACAAGCGAGCUCGUUAAUCAGGCGCUACUUCAGGUGAAGCUCACACUGCAGCAGCAGACAUCACCCUCGGACACCGCCGCUAUCAUCCUCGAGCCGGUUCUUGGCGAAGGUGGUUACGUCCCAGCGCCUGCAGCGUUCUUGCAUGGCCUGAGAAAGAUCUGUGACGAUAACAAGAUUCUCCUCAUUGCGGAUGAAGUGCAAUCUGGCAUGGGUCGCACAGGGCACAUGUUUUUUGUAGAGGAAUCUGGUGUUCGGCCUGACAUUCUGAUCUUUGCCAAAGGUAUCGCCAAUGGCUUUCCACUCUCUGGAAUCGCGAGCUCAAGGGAGCUCAUGGAUCUGCAGAAGCCAGGUUCGAUGGGCGGUACAUAUGCUGGCAACGCUGUUGCUUGUGCCGCUGCCAAAGCGGUCAUUGAGGCGUUCCGUGAGGAGAAUAUCCUUGACAACGUGGCCGCGCGUUCCCGGCAGAUCUUCUCUUUCCUUGAGGACCUGAAAUCUUCAGGUACAAAAGCCGGCAACUUGAUUGAAGAUGUCCGUGGGAAGGGGCUCAUGGUCGGUGUCCAAUUUGCGAACACAGAACUUCAACAUGACUCUUCGAACGCUGCAUCACGACAAGCAAGUGCUCAGCCGCAAAUCGCACCAAAGGUGGUUCAAGAGUGCAUCAAGCGGGACAUGCUACUUCUCAGCACAUCAGUAUUCGAUGUUCUGAGGUUCAUACCGCCGCUUACAAUUAGCGAAGAUGAGAUGACCCAGGCAUGCAAGAUUUUCAAAGAGUCCUUGGAAGCAGUUGCGGAGGGUUUAUAA
This is a messenger RNA of Ascochyta rabiei, 1458 nucleotides long. RefSeq names its product 4-aminobutyrate--2-oxoglutarate transaminase. The record is from RefSeq and is a predicted model, not a curated record. The transcript has a single exon. The coding region runs from base 1 to 1458 and encodes 485 amino acids. NCBI's taxonomy places the organism in Eukaryota, Fungi, Ascomycota, Dothideomycetes, Pleosporales, Didymellaceae. Gene Ontology annotation, molecular function: pyridoxal phosphate binding; transaminase activity; identical protein binding.